CUCUUGCAACGAAAACAUCAAGUCAUGGAGAAGAAUGGGAAUAACCGAAAGCUUCGGGUUUGUGUUGCUACGUGCAACCGAGCAGAUUAUUCUAAACUUGCCCCAAUCAUGUUUGGCAUCAAGACGGAGCCUGAGUUCUUUGAACUUGAUGUGGUGGUCCUUGGCUCUCACCUAAUAGAUGACUAUGGGAAUGGAACCAAGGACCCUCUAUGCAUGCUAAGCAAGUCUUCUCCUAUUUAGCCAUCACCCAAGCCUGUUUGACAGUUUCUAGUGGCCAUUCUUCAAAACUGGUUAUAGGUCAAAAGAAUAUAAACUGCUAUGUAUGGAACAAGAUUUUAAAAAUUUUAUGAGAAACACGUAUCGCAUGAUUGAACAAGAUGACUUUGACAUUAACACCAGGCUGCACACAAUCGUGAGGGGGGAGGAUGAAGCAGCCAUGGUGGAGUCCGUAGGCCUGGCGCUAGUGAAGCUACCAGACGUCCUCAACCGCCUGAAACCGGAUAUCAUGAUUGUGCAUGGGGACAGAUUUGAUGCCCUGGCGCUGGCGACCUCUGCAGCCUUGAUGAACAUCCGCAUCCUUCACAUUGAAGGAGGAGAGGUCAGUGGGACUAUCGAUGACUCUAUCAGACACGCCAUAACGAAGCUGGCCCAUUACCACGUGUGCUGUACCCGGAGUGCAGAGCAGCACCUGAUAAGCAUGUGUGAGGACCAUGACCGCAUCCUGCUGGCAGGCUGCCCCUCCUAUGACAAACUCCUCUCAGCCAAGAACAAAGACUAUAUGAGUAUCAUUCGGAUGUGGUUAGGUGAUGAUGUCAAAUGUAAAGAUUACAUUGUUGCACUGCAGCACCCGGUGACCACUGACAUUAAGCAUUCCAUAAAAAUGUUUGAAUUAACACUGGAUGCACUUAUCUCAUUUAACAAGCGGACCCUUGUUCUGUUUCCAAAUAUUGAUGCAGGGAGCAAAGAGAUGGUUAGAGUGAUGCGGAAGAAGGGCAUUGAGCAUCACCCCAAUUUUCGCGCAGUUAAACACGUACCAUUCGACCAGUUUAUACAGCUGGUUGCCCAUGCUGGAUGUAUGAUUGGGAACAGCAGCUGCGGGGUACGGGAGGUUGGAGCUUUCGGAACACCUGUGAUCAACCUGGGCACACGCCAGAUUGGAAGAGAAACAGGGGAGAACGUCCUUCAUGUACGAGAUGCUGAUACUCAAGACAAAAUACUGCAAGCACUGCACCUUCAGUUUGGUAAACAGUACCCUUGUUCAAAGAUCUAUGGGGAUGGAAACGCUGUUCCACGGAUUUUGAAGUUCCUCAAAUCUAUUGAUCUUCAAGAGCCACUACAAAAGAAAUUCUGCUUUCCUCCUGUGAAAGAGAACAUCUCCCAAGAUAUUGACCAUAUUCUUGAGACUCUGAGUGCCUUGGCUGUUGAUCUUGGAGGGACAAACCUUCGCGUGGCAAUAGUCAGCAUGAAGGGUGAAAUAGUUAAGAAAUACACUCAAUUCAAUCCUAAAACUUAUGAAGAGAGGAUUAAUUUAAUCCUGCAGAUGUGUGUGGAAGCGGCAGCAGAGGCUGUGAAACUGAACUGCAGAAUUUUGGGAGUAGGCAUUUCCACAGGUGGCCGUGUAAAUCCUCAGGAAGGAAUCGUCUUGCAUUCAACCAAACUAAUCCAAGAAUGGAACUCUGUGGACCUCAGGACCCCACUGUCUGACACUUUGCAUCUUCCUGUGUGGGUGGACAAUGAUGGCAACUGUGCCGCCAUGGCAGAAAGGAAAUUUGGUCAAGGGAAGGGCCUGGAAAACUUCGUGACACUUAUCACCGGCACAGGAAUUGGAGGUGGAAUCAUCCAUCAGCACGAGCUGAUCCACGGGAGCUCCUUCUGUGCUGCGGAACUUGGCCACCUUGUCGUGUCCCUGGAUGGGCCUGACUGUUCCUGUGGAAGCCACGGGUGUAUUGAAGCAUAUGCCUCUGGGAUGGCCUUGCAGAGGGAGGCAAAAAAGCUGCAUGACGAGGAUCUGCUCCUGGUGGAAGGGAUGUCAGUGCCCAAGGAUGAAGCUGUGGGUGCACUUCACCUCAUCCAGGCUGCAAAGCUUGGCAAUGCCAAGGCCCAGAGCAUCCUAAGAACAGCUGGAACGGCUUUGGGUCUUGGGGUUGUCAACAUCCUGCACACUAUGAACCCCUCACUCGUGAUCCUGUCCGGAGUACUGGCCAGUCACUACAUCCACAUCGUCAAAGAUGUCAUCCGCCAGCAAGCUUUGUCCUCUGUGCAGGACGUGGACGUGGUGGUUUCGGAUCUAGUAGACCCCGCCCUGCUCGGUGCCGCCAGCAUGGUUCUGGACUACACAACACGCAGGAUCCACUAGGCCUCACGGGAGUGGACACGGACCGAGACUCUGUCACCCUAGUGGAAUCUACUGCUCUUUCAGAUGAACAUUUCUUAAAAAUCAAGAGUGAUAUUUAACUGUAGGUGAUGCUGGCAAAGUACUUUUGCUUUUUUUGUAUCCUCUUCCAAAUCUACCUUUUCCUAUGCCCACUUUUGUAGAUGCUGCUUUCUGAUGUUUUCCUCAUAGGAAUCACUUUAGUGUAAACCCCAUAAAUUCUAGUCACCACUUUCUGUGCCAGAAGGAGCCACAGCAGUGGACCCAGAAGCCUUAGGACUCUUCUUGCCAAGGUACCACUGAGACCUGCAGGCCUGCUUUGGGAUGCGAGCGGUCUGCGUAUAUUUGGUUAACAGUCUUCCUUCUCUCCCCCACCUCUCACAUAAAAGGAAAUCCAGUCAAGGAACAGAAGAAACUUACAGGAAAGGCUUUUAAAACUUAAAAAAACAGCUUUAUUGACUUAUUUUUAAAGCAUAUAAUUUAAUAAGCUUUGGCUUAUGUAUUUACCUGGAUACCAUCAAGCCAUCAAGACAUUGGACAUUGUCACCCUCAAAUGUCUUUGUGGAAAGAUGUUAUUACUCUAGCAGAACUUGAAAGGCUUUAAACAAGGGAUGUAAAUUAAAGUGGCCUUAGUGACCUUGUCCUUAUCUUCUUAGAGACAGCUAAGAAGCCACUAGGAUUUAAGAGCCUCUAAAAGAUUACCCCAAAACAGUCUCUGCUCCUGACCAGCACACACUUCUCCUUUGAAGAGCUUUUCGUUCUCUGUGGAUUGUGACCCAGAGGGGCUGUGAAAGCAGUGUUUGCCUGUUUUAUACCCACAGCCCAAAUCUGAGGGCCUGGACUCUUGACUAAAGAAGAUUUUUUUAACCGAUGGCAACCCCUCCCCGCAAAGUUCUAUUAAUUGUAAACUAGAAGAAAUACCGCAGCCGCUUUUUUUCCUAUCUUUUUGAGACAGGGUCUCGUUGUGCAGUCAGGCUGGCCUUGAGCUCACUUUGUAGCCCAGGCUGGUCUCAAACUUGCAGUGAUCCCCCUGCCACGGCCUCCUGAGUGCUGGCAUUACAGGUGUGUGCCACCGUGCCCAGCUGCAGCCACUUAUUAAGUGCCUACUGGGUAGCAGGCUCUACACUAGGUGCUUCAUAUACAUUCUUAAAUCCUUAUGACCCUUGAGAUAGGUUUUGAAUUCUCACUUUAUAGAAUCCAGCGCUUAAGUGUGUUUAAAUGACAUACCAACAGCUAUGGGGUAAUGAGUCUUAAGAAGGUUUGAUGGGUCUCUUUCUGCUAAGCCACACAACAUUCAUUUCAAAAACACAUGCAAAAUGCUAAUACUCAGUUUAGGCUAACAAAAGCUUUAAUAAGAAUAUCUGAUUUGCAAAUGACUCAAUUUAUUUUUGAUCCUCUUUCUCAGCGAUGGAAGUUAAUCAAAUAUUCUUCAGUGCUACUGAACUGUUGCCAGUACAGUAUUUGGUCUUCUGACAAGUUUUUAUGAGUAUUUGUAGAUGAUCUAAAAUAAGCAUAUAUUUUUCAAAAGUUUAUUUUAGAAAGCUUGAAGGUUUCCACAGUGCAUUAUUUCAGGCAGGCAUUGUGCCACUGAGCUACAUCCCUGGCCCUUACAAUGUAUUAUUUCAAGUGCUGACAUAAUUAAAUUAAAGCAAUCAGUGACACAUUUGAAUGACUUCCUUCCCAGUGAGUUGCCCUUCAUUUCCAGGGUUUAGAGUCUGGUUUUUAGUGUCUGGUUUUGUUUCAACAUUUCAGGUAGAUCAGGCCAGUCCUGGAGUGAGGUUGUCCACCAUGGAGGGACAUUAGUAGGUCCUUGGUUAAACCUGUUAAUACUAUACACCAAACAACUGUGCUGCUACCAAAUUUCAUGUCAAAUAGGUGAAGGGGUGGAUGGUAUUGAAUCAAAAACCAAAUCUUAGGUUUCAUUAAAUUUGUACACGUUAUUCUGACAUAAAUUAUUGUUUAAUCACAUCCCCUAAUUUAUUUUAAUGUAAAUAUUUUUAUGUUACUGUUCUGAUCCAGAUUCUCAACAAAUAUAUUUGCUUGCUGAAAUUGUAACACUGUUACAUAGUUUUGUUCUUAAGCAUUUCCCUUCCCAGAGACCUGUAUUAUUGCAUUAUUUAAGGUUAUAUAACCUAAGGCAUCUAAUCAGUGUUUUCUUAAUAAAAGCCUAUUAAUAGAAAGCAA
Molecule: messenger RNA, 4555 nt
Organism: Cavia porcellus (domestic guinea pig)
Lineage: Eukaryota; Metazoa; Chordata; Mammalia; Rodentia; Caviidae
Gene: Gne
Product: glucosamine (UDP-N-acetyl)-2-epimerase/N-acetylmannosamine kinase
Exons: 12
Coding region: 323-2356 (677 amino acids)
Biological process (GO): UDP-N-acetylglucosamine metabolic process
Molecular function (GO): hydrolase activity, hydrolyzing O-glycosyl compounds; N-acylmannosamine kinase activity; UDP-N-acetylglucosamine 2-epimerase activity
Source: RefSeq, a predicted model, not a curated record